Molecule: messenger RNA, 3052 nt
Organism: Melopsittacus undulatus (budgerigar)
Lineage: Eukaryota; Metazoa; Chordata; Aves; Psittaciformes; Psittaculidae
Gene: ZC4H2
Product: zinc finger C4H2-type containing
Exons: 5
Coding region: 58-810 (250 amino acids)
Biological process (GO): positive regulation of neuron differentiation
Cellular component (GO): nucleus
Source: RefSeq, a predicted model, not a curated record
ACCGCACAGGCUCAGAGCCCAUAUGCCAGGAGGGGGUGACUACAUUGUGUCUAUUGUAUGUUUUUUCUUUCUCCCCCCCUUCCCCCCCCGGCAUUGUGUACAUUUCACGGGAGGUUUAAAUCGGGAGUGAAGAGCAUGGCAGAUGAGCAGGAGAUUAUGUGCAAACUCGAGAGCAUCAAGGAGAUCAGGAAUAAGACUUUGCAGAUGGAAAAAAUAAAGGCGCGGCUGAAAGCAGAGUUUGAAGCCCUGGAGUCUGAGGAGAGGCACCUGAAAGAAUACAAGCAGGAAAUGGACCUGCUGCUGCAAGAGAAGAUGGCUCACGUGGAGGAGCUGCGGCUGAUCCAUGCUGAUAUUAAUGUGAUGGAGAAUACUAUCAAGCAGUCUGAGAAUGACCUCAACAAGCUCCUGGAAUCUACUCGUCGCCUGCAUGAGGAGUACAAACCCCUGAAGGAGCACGUAGAUGCUUUGCGGAUGACUCUGGGAUUGCAGAGGCUGCCAGAUCUAUGUGAGGAGGAAGAGAAAUUGUCCCUUGACUACUUUGAAAAGCAGAAGGCGGAAUGGCAGACAGAACCACAGGAGCCUCCCAUCCCAGAGUCUCUGGCUGCAGCUGCAGCAGCUGCCCAGCAGCUGCAAGUGGCCAGGAAACAAGAUACCAGACAGACAGCAACUUUCAGACAACAGCCACCUCCAAUGAAGGCGUGUUUAUCGUGUCACCAACAAAUUCAUCGGAACGCACCCAUCUGUCCCCUCUGCAAAGCGAAGAGCCGCUCUCGGAAUCCCAAAAAGCCCAAGAGGAAACAGGAUGAAUGAAACCCAGAAGACUGACAAGCAAACACAUGACCCAUUCCAGUACCCUUCCAGCAGAACUGCAGAUGUGGCCAGACUUUACUGACGUGCAGCCUCAAGUAUGACUGACCCCUUGUUUUCUAUUUAAUGCAAUGUAAGCACAAUGUUCCUGUUCUGUCUCAAUUUCCUUCCAGUCCUUAGGAUUUGGUUUUAGGAAGUUAAGUAUUACUGGUGCUAUGGUUUUAACAUUUCAACCAUUCCAUCUUUUGGACUCCUAAACGAAGUAGAACUCUUAUGCAAGUAUCCAGUUGCAAGGCUAUUCCUAUUGGCCAGAUGUGAUUACCACAGAUGCUUUUAUGUUCUCUUUUUAAAUACAAAUGUUACUACAAGAUUGAGACUAUCCAAAGCGCUGAAAUAACUUGUUUUGUUUCACUAAAGAACAAGUUGUUCUCCAAGCUAGGAAGACUGCAUAGGUUUGGGCAUCCAGUAGAGCUCUUUUUGUACAGGAAAUGUUCAGGGGGAAAUAGAAAUAGGUUAUAAAGGAAAUCAGUGCAUUAAGAGCACAUGUCAGUUUUGAUUUAUUGGAAUUUGAUUGUACCAUUCCCUCCAACUUGACUUAAAAUGUGGAAGUGGGAUCAAGUUGCUGGCUGUGUAUGAAAUUCUAAGAAUGACGUAAUUUGUGAUGCUUUAACAUCUUAAUAUGGUAUUUUCAGUAGUCAGAAGACUGAUUGACUUAAGAACAAGGAUCAACUGAACUGUAUUAGUGGUCCUUCCAGGCUCUAUGGGCAACCAGCUCACUGUGGUUCCCUAGGAAACAUGUAUGAGAUAUGUACACAGACUGCAACAUCAGCCAUUCUCACAUCUUUUAUUCCUAGUUUCCACAGCAAAAAUCUCCCUUGGCAUACACACCCUCCACUGGAGCACAGGGAAGCUCAGUAACAUGCACCAGGAACAAUGUCAACUGCACGGCUUUGGUGCCGUUGUCCUCCCUCAACCAAAGCUUCUUACUUUUGUGUCUUUGAAUAGGGCAUUUUCAAGUAAGCUUUAUUUCAGCCCAGGUUUUUUUCUUGCUCAGUACAUGUGCCAAAAGAACCCUGACUAAAGGAUCCUCUAGACCACUCCCUGUAUCCAUGUCUUUCCUUUGUUUCACCUCAUAUAUCAUCAGUUCUUUCAAUGGGGAGGGUGGCAGUGACCCAGCUACAGAACCAGGGCUUAAAAUUCACUCAUUUCUAAUCCCAGUUUUGUCACCACCUUUGUUGUCCAAGUUGAUCUCAAGCAUUAAAUAUUCCUUUCACUGACUUUAGGAGGCAGGGACUGCCUGUUUACAUUCUUCCCUCUUUAGCCAGGCUUUCCUCUACUGUUAUGCUUGAAUGGUUAUAUUGAGGACUUUGCCUGAAGAACAGGGAAGCUGCAAGUUUCCGGUCAGAACUUUGCCAAAUCCAGAUCUCUACAAAUCCAGAUAAAUGAGUUUUACUGGGCAAAUCACAUAUGUUGCCAUUAAUUUCCUAACUACCACAAUACAUAUGAGUGUUUUAUUGAAUAUAGUCCUAUAAUUCUUGUCAAGAUCAGGUGGUGUUCUCCCAUUUUAAUGUUUCAUGUAUAGCCAAUAAACAUCUGUCAACAUUAGAGGCAGAAUAUGACCAUGUGCCCCUGAAAAUAUGAGAAGAGCAGAUUCUACUGCCUGAAUUACUGGAAUUCAGUCUCUGAGAUAGCAAGAAUGAAGGAUAGUCUGAUCCCAUGCUCUGAGUGGCAGCAGUGUGCUAACUAUCCUUAUACAUGUUUCCUAUGCAAAUCCUAGAUUCUACUUUUAAAUGUCAAAGCAGCCACAUGCUGUGUGCCCUGUUUCAAGCAAUUCCUGAUGAGCUUCAGGGAAAAUGCACACAGAGUUAAAGGACAGCAUACGGACUCACCCAAAGUGAAUGCAUGAGAGCAGCAUACUUCAAUAGUGGUACAUAAACUUUAUGGUAUUGACCACUUCAUUGUCAAGAAGUGGUGACAGUGGAGAAUGGAUGAGCAAUCUGCAGUGAAGUUGUGUAAAUAGAGAAUAGAUGUAUAGAGACUUGAACUUACAGUUCUGAAAUAGAUAGGGUUAGGUGCAGCUGCUCACUUCACUGUUACUUUGCCAGCUUCUUUCUUUCUUGAGAUCUCUAGAGCUCUGAACUGAAGGAUGCACCAUUUGCUACUUUAGUAUGGCAAUUUUGUAUUUUUACUUUUUUAAACUAAUCUCUUGUGCCCUCAUGUUUAACAAGGUUUGCUUUUUUUAAAA